AUGGGUUUUCGCAUGUCAGCAAUUGUUCAAGCCAAGCAUGUAAUCCGGCGGGCUCUAUCCACUUCAUUAUCUGUGGAUGUUGUACCCAAAGGCCAUCUUGCAGUAUAUGUUGGAGAAACAGAGAGAAAACGCUACAUAGUCCAAGUUUCAUACUUGAAGUAUUCUUCUUUCCAGAGUUUGUUGUACAAGGGAGAAAAAGAGUUUGGGUUUGAUCACCCAAUGGGUGGUCUUACAAUUUUCUGCACAGAAGAAGAUUUUAUUGACAUCACUAGAAGUUUGAAUUGA
Messenger RNA from Impatiens glandulifera, 285 nucleotides. Its product is annotated as auxin-responsive protein SAUR23-like. Gene Ontology annotation, biological process: response to auxin. The record is from RefSeq and is a predicted model, not a curated record. The coding region runs from base 1 to 285 and encodes 94 amino acids. Lineage: Eukaryota; Viridiplantae; Streptophyta; Magnoliopsida; Ericales; Balsaminaceae. The transcript has a single exon.